GGUAUUUUAACCAACGUGUAAGCUUGUUUACGAAUUUUAUUGAACUUAAUUUCAAUAUAAUGAGUGAACCUGUCCUGUCCACUGAUGAGGCUUUUAAUGAUGAAAAACGUCCUCAGUUUGGCACACGCCUGCUUAAGGAAAACGAUGACGUGUUCAGCCAAAACGCCUGGGACCAUGUCCAAUGGGAUAAUGAGCAGGAGCAAGCCGCACAGGAAGCCGUAGAGAUGAAUUCUACUGUCAAAAUGAGUGAAGAUCAACGUGAACGCUUUCAGUCAGAAGCACCCAAGUUCUGGGAUUCGUUUUAUGGCAUACACAACAAUCGCUUCUUCAAGGAUCGCCACUGGCUGUUUACAGAGUUUCCUGAACUAGCUCCCCAUAAUACCGACGAGCGCUUGGAGCCACGCAGCAUAUUCGAGCUAGGCUGCGGUGUGGGCAACACCAUACUGCCACUACUGCAGUACAGCGCAGAGCCCAAUUUGAAGGUAUAUGGCUGUGACUUUUCCGCGCGCGCAAUAGAAAUUAUAAGUAGUCAGCCGCAGUUUGAUAAGAAACGCUGCGAGGUGUUUGUUUUGGAUGCCACUGAAGAGCAGUGGAAAGUGCCAUUCGAGGAGAAUUCCCAGGACAUAAUUGUCAUGAUAUUUGUGCUGUCUGCCAUUCAACCGUCGAAAAUGCAGCGUGUGAUGGAUAACUGCUAUCGCUAUCUAAAGCCAGGCGGACUGCUAAUGUUCAGAGACUAUGGACGCUAUGAUCUUGCGCAGUUACGCUUCAAGAGCGGCAAAUGCCUGGAAGAUAACUUUUAUGUGCGUGGCGAUGGCACCAUGGUGUACUUCUUCACCGAACACGAGCUGCGAGAUAUGUUCGCUAAGUCAGGCUUCAAGGAGGAGCAACUACUUGUGGACAGAAGACUGCAAAUAAAUCGUGGACGUUGUCUCAAGAUGUAUCGUAUAUGGAUACAAACAAAGUUCAGGAAACCGCUGUAGAUGAGACGAUUUUUAC
This is a messenger RNA of Drosophila busckii, 996 nucleotides long. It is a transcript of the gene Mettl2, whose product is annotated as methyltransferase-like protein. The transcript is spliced from 2 exons. Gene Ontology annotation, molecular function: tRNA (cytidine-N3)-methyltransferase activity. The coding region runs from base 60 to 980 and encodes 306 amino acids. NCBI's taxonomy places the organism in Eukaryota, Metazoa, Arthropoda, Insecta, Diptera, Drosophilidae. The record is from RefSeq and is a predicted model, not a curated record.